Messenger RNA from Mytilinidion resinicola, 948 nucleotides. RefSeq lists its product as uncharacterized. The record is from RefSeq and is a predicted model, not a curated record. NCBI's taxonomy places the organism in Eukaryota, Fungi, Ascomycota, Dothideomycetes, Mytilinidiales, Mytilinidiaceae. The transcript has a single exon. The coding region runs from base 415 to 666 and encodes 83 amino acids.
CUCUUUCCACGCUCGCACCCAUGGCUCCAGCACUCCAGCACCAGCUAUAUCUGAAGCCAGUGCCCGCUGCUCUGGAGCCUGACCAAGGUUGAGUCUUCAUUUUUCCCCUCGCUUCUCCUCGAACAAGUGCGCUUCUGUCAGUUCGUUCCGAGGAAACAACUCGACACGACGGGUAUCUCUCCGAUCAGGCCUCCAUACUGCUCCAACAACCCCAUUGCUGUCACUUUUCCUCGAAUUCCGCCAUCGUUCCAGUUACAGCUUCUAUCCUCCCAUCGCUUUCAAGUCUCAAAGAGACAAAGAACCGCAGCCGCCCCCACAGUAGCGCGCACUGCCUACAACAACCCCGGCGCCCUUCAGACUAUACCCAUCACCCGCCACUCUACAGUCUCCAACCAAGCCCAAAAACAAUUCAAGAUGAAACUCUCAACACCAGCCCUCCUCCUCACAACCACCACCCUCACCAGCGCGCUCGCUCUCCCCCAAAUCCACCUCCACCGAUUGUCCACCACCGCCUCCCCGACCAGCACCAUCCCCCAGCUGCCCAUGCACACGACCGACCUCAUGGCCGGCAAAGCCUGGACGCCCGCCCCCACCCCCUCGUCGUCCUCGGCCCCAACUUCCGCGCCAACGAGCUCGACGAAACCCGGGGAGUGGAGGGAUUUAUGAUGCAGUCAUCACUCUGUAAGUAGAAACCUCUUGUAUUCGAAACGGAGCGGGAUCAUUUGGGAGGGGGGUUGCAUUCCCAAAUCCCCAAAUCAUCGCCUUUCCCAAUUCCCCAUCCAGCUUUCCCAGAAAUGCGGUCGCACGAAUGACGGAGAUGGCGCAUGUCAGCCUGGUGGAAAGCGAAAAGCGGUUGCCCUGCAUGGCGCUAACGGGGUCUGGACAGCUGUUUGACAGCGCACUUAUCGAUCUCGAACCGUUGGAAGUCCGAGGAGGCAGGAGAGGAGG